UUUUUGGAAUUUUACUGCGCUACCAUUUAAUGGACCGCGUGAUACUUGCGAAAACAUUUUUACUCGAAGAUGAGAAUCUGAUUCCACGAUCAUUGGGAAAAGCAGCUGAGAUCGUGGAACUGAUUCACGGCAGGAACAAUAUUAUUAGGACAGCUAAAAUUUUAAUAAAUGGAAAAAUUUUAAAAAGAAGUAUUAAUCAACUUUUUCGUUUAGAAGUUCAACCCGAAGUCGAAACUGUUCACGUUAUGGCAACAAUUGAAACUAGCAAACCUAUUGGCAACAUUAAUUCAAAUAUGGAAAUGAAACAACGCAAACGAAAGCAUGACGAAGAUCAACACAAGGUUUUACAAUUCCCGAAAUUGGCUCCUGGCUUUACAAUACCAAAAAGAAAAAUACUCAAACCAAAACGAAUGUCCAUUGCCGGCAUGAAUAUGCUCUACAAAAGCCUGGGAGGAAAUAAAUACUCGUUAGAGGACCAAGAAGUUAUUCGCCAAAAAAUUGCUCUGGCUCCAAAAUUAUCGGAAGAAGAAAGAAAAGAAAAAGAAGAAAAAAUGAAAAAUGAAGCUUUGGAAAAAUAUAAAAUUGAAUUUAAGAAAAGAUGUGAGCGAGGCGACAAAUGGUACAAUACUUUGGAAGCAAAUGUUUCAAUUACAACAGAGCCUUGGGACAAAACAAUAAAAACUUGUGAAAAUUUGGAAAUUAAAAGAGCAGCACAAAAUGCCGCUCGGGAGGAGCGAGGGAUUCAAUUAAAUGAAUUUCUUCAAAAAAUUUCAGACAUUCAAACGCCGGCACCAAAAGAACAAAAUGUUUUCUAUUACAAUGUGCUCCACGAAUGUAAAGGAGAACUUCACAAAGAUUGCAAACCUGAUGAGCGUCUUGGAGAAAAUGCCGAGCAACGACCAAUGUUCAAUCGUCUGAUAAUCCCACCGCUGUACUGUCUCCUUCAUAUCUUUGCGUAUGAAUGGCUUACAUGA
Messenger RNA from Meloidogyne enterolobii, 974 nucleotides. The record is from the annotation of a GenBank genome assembly. NCBI's taxonomy places the organism in Eukaryota, Metazoa, Nematoda, Chromadorea, Rhabditida, Meloidogynidae.